AUUUCUUCGGUCCCUCCUUCCUCUCCCCAACAAUAUCAUCAAUAUCACAGCUGUCGGUCUCAACCUUCGUCAUUCGUUUCCCUCAGAAUAAUCCCUGAUCUACCGUCUCCUUCUCCCUCUUUGAGUUGGCUGGUUCCGACUACACUUGACGACAGUGAAAUUCUUGAACAUGCAAUGAACGAUUUCUAUUAUGGUUAAAAAGGCUGACCGAAAAUAUGGAGUUGUUCUGGACGCGGGUUCGUCUGGCACCAGAGUGUACAUAUACCGAUGGGUCAAGAAUGCCGUUGCUCGACAGGGCGCAGCAUCGUUGCAAACUCUCCCUGUGUUAGAAACAAAGGAAAAAUGGACGAAGAAAGUUCACCCAGGCGUGUCGACAUUCGGCGACGACCCUGAAUCCGUGGGCCCAGAUCAUCUCAAAACGCUUCUCAAACACGCUCUCCGUCACGUCCCCAAGGAAGCCGUUCCUGAAACCCCCAUAUUCCUUCUUGCGACGGCCGGCAUGCGUCUUCUACCGGACCAGAAACAAAAAGAGAUUUUGAACAAUAUAUGCUCCUACAUCCGCUCUGAGACUGACUUCUCACUUCCUGACUGCGAUUCACAUGUACAAGUAAUACCUGGCGAAACUGAAGGGCUCUAUGGUUGGUUAGCUGCAAACUACCUAUUGGGAGGGUUCGACGCUCCGCAAGACCAUGAUCAUGGCAAAGGGCAUCACACAUAUGGCUUCCUGGACAUGGGUGGUGCCUCAGCCCAAAUUGCAUUUGCGCCAAAUGCUACAGAAGCGGAAAAGCACGCCAACGAUCUGACACUUCUCCGUUUGAGAACAAUAGAUGGGACUCCGCAAGAACAUAAAGUUUUCGUGACAACUUGGCUUGGGUUCGGCGCAAACGAGGCGCGAAAGCGCUAUGUCGAGGAUCUCGAGGAGACAUAUGGUAUCGACGGCCUUCUUGAGAUGCCGGACCCAUGUCUGCCCAAGGGUUUGAAAUUGACGGAAGAAGGCGAGCUUCUCUCAUCAUCCAAGGAGGCGGACCAUAAGCGAUUUCUUCUUGGGACAGGCAAAUUCGAUGAAUGCCUAAGACGCACGUUUCCUUUGCUCGAAAAAGACGUCCCCUGUCCUGAUGAGCCUUGUCUGGUCCAUGGCGUUCAUGUCCCAACUAUUGACUUUGAGGUGAAUCACUUUAUUGGGAUAAGCGAAUACUGGCACACAACUCACGAAAUAUUCGAGAUGGGUCAUAAAGACAAAGCCUACGACUUCAACACAUAUCAGAAUCGUGUCAGAGACUUUUGCGAACAAGAUUGGGCAAAGAUUCAGGAGGGUGUUGCCGAUAAAACAUGGGGUGGCAAUGUUGAUGAACAAACUGCAUUGGAGGUCUGCUUCAAAGCCAGCUGGUUGAUCAAUAUGCUUCACGAUGGUAUCGGGAUACCCAGAAUCGGCAUUGAAAACACGAAUUUUUCAUCACAUAACGGGACAAAAGAGCUUCUUGAAAGCAGUAAAGAGAAGGGAUUUUUGGAUCCUUUCCAAGCCGUCAACGAGAUCAAAUCCACAGAAGUGAGUUGGACACUGGGUAAAAUGGUCCUUUACGCUUCGGCAGACGUUCCUCCUGCACAUGAGAAUGACCUUCCCGUUGGCUUUGGCAGCAAUGUUCCAGGCGUGCCCGACGACUUCCAAUACCCUAGCGGUGGCAUCCUUCAGGACAUUAAACCUUCUCAUCCUGGCUCGUCAUCCGAGACAGAAAGUCAAAGCAUAACCGACCAGAUCCACGACACUCUCUUCCAUUCCGACGCAUCGCAUCGAUUACCUGGCUUCAUCUUCUUCCUGUUGAUCGUCAUCAUCGCUUCUUUCUACCUCUGUGGACGUGAUCGGAGGUCAAGGAUCUAUAAUUACUUCAUUUCAUCACCCAAGUCUUCGAGGCCUCCUUUCUCUUUCCUCCACAAAAUCCUCUACCGUGGCUCCAAGGCCGGCCUAAAUGAUCGCGACCUUGAGGACGGCACGUCGUCACGUCUGUAUGAUCCGACUGAUUUCGAGCUCGGCAAUCUUUCAGCAUCAAGUUCAGACGAUGAUCUCUCUGUCACACCCCGUCCAACAUCCCGAUCAGGAGUGGACAAGUCUUCUCUAUCCCCGCAGAACAGCCGUCGACACCUUGAUAGGUUAGCGUCUACUGUCAUCGAUCGUACGGGGCUGGUUGUAAGAACGGAGAGUCGUGAGCGACUGGGAGGAGAUACAACAGCCACCAAUGGACGUUCGAAGAGCAGGAGCGGUAGUCCAACUAGAUUGAAGUGAGGUACAAAGCAACAUUGAAUGAGACAAGAUGAUUGGCACAAUAACGAAGUUAAGAGUGGGAUGAUGAUAAUCAUGGACCGGCUUGGUUCUUUUCGGUUGGUGUUUGGGGUCUCGGUAGGAUUAUGUAUAUACAGUGUAUGUUCAAUGCGCUACAGUUAGGGAGGGCAUGUCCGAGGCACAGAAAAUUGGCGUAGACUAGUAGUGGAUAUUGUAUUAUGAAUGGUUGAAUAAACAUACAAACUUUGGGAUGC
Exophiala oligosperma is the source of this 2529-nucleotide messenger RNA. RefSeq lists its product as uncharacterized. Lineage: Eukaryota; Fungi; Ascomycota; Eurotiomycetes; Chaetothyriales; Herpotrichiellaceae. The record is from RefSeq and is a predicted model, not a curated record. Gene Ontology annotation, biological process: nucleoside diphosphate catabolic process. Gene Ontology annotation, molecular function: nucleoside diphosphate phosphatase activity. The transcript has a single exon. Gene Ontology annotation, cellular component: membrane. Bases 191 to 2278 code for a protein of 695 amino acids.